This is a messenger RNA of Cucurbitaria berberidis CBS 394.84, 1611 nucleotides long. RefSeq lists its product as uncharacterized. The coding region runs from base 1 to 1611 and encodes 536 amino acids. NCBI's taxonomy places the organism in Eukaryota, Fungi, Ascomycota, Dothideomycetes, Pleosporales, Cucurbitariaceae. The transcript is spliced from 2 exons. The record is from RefSeq and is a predicted model, not a curated record.
AUGGAUCCUACCGCUAUGUCUUUCGAGGCAAAGAUCGGGCUGGCGUUGAGCGGGUCCAACUGGCAAGAGCUUGGGAGCAGCAGCAAAGCAGCGGAGCCCUCUCAAGACGAAGUAGUGCAAGAGACGCUUGAUUUUGAAGCCGCAGAAGGCCGAACAGAGGCGCCAAGAGAACUAACAGAGAAGCAAAAAAAGAAGAUCGAACAGCAAGCACAAAAGAUCGCACGUGAUGCCGGCGAUGUUCUUGAAGUAAUCGAGUCGGAUGCUCUCACUCCAGUCCCUACAAAUGUUACAUGGGAUCAAGAUCCAGAGCUGCUGUGUUGCUACAAUUGGCUGGCUUCCACAGAUGGGACUAACACGAUCUUUGUUCCUGGAGAACCCGCGAAGUGGUCCCCACCCACGUUGCCACACACUCUCGAGCGUGACAGUGGCUUCCAAUACACAGAUUACAACUACGCGCGUCAGCCCCGAGAUCCAUACUCGCCAAUGUUUCACGCUCUCAGUGUCAUGAACCCAAACUAUCAAUUCAAUGAUGUUGAUGUAUUAGCAGAUCGAAACAACUUGCGAGUCCUUCUCGAGUUUGUGCAGGGCAAGUCCAACGGUCCAUUUCGCCUAGAUCUCUAUCUCGUCUUCAACACACUCAUUAUCGUGCGCAAUCAGUCAAGGUGGUGGACUCACCACAAUGGCCAGAGCUACGGGUGCAACUUCGAAAAGUUCUUCACUCGUUCUGCAAAGGGUAUGGAAGACGCAACGAGCCACUACCGAGCAAUCAAAUAUCCCAUGGGACCUCUUAAUGUUGUCUGCCGUUUCGAGGCAGAUGCAUACGACGAUGGACUCGUCUCGGAUGAACUCUCCCUAUCUGAGGCGGCUGCUGUGAGCGGCGGACUCGCACAGCGGCCAAACUUCGUCCACAAGGCACCUAUCCGAGUUUUGCAAAAGGGUCAUAUCGUCCCCACGGCCCAGAUGGUGGAGCUCAAGACGCAAAAGCACGAUCCAGAGAGGUAUAAGCCAGUCGCAUGCCAGGAUCAGCUUUGGUUCGGCCGUACUUCGCUACUUUUCACCGGACCAUAUGAGUUGAACACCGGUGUGAUCCGUCGUGUGAAAUGCGAAGACGCUACAGCAAGAAUUAAGCACUGGGAGGACGACAACCAAGAGAAUCUCAGGAAACUUGUUAGCUUGCUAACUCAAUUGAGGGCAGUGUUGCAACGAGAACGACGACCAAAUCGGGCAGUUGUUCUUGUACGCGAGAGUAAGGGCGGUCCGCUUACCAUCCGCUCAAUGGAGGGGAUGAGUCGUGCUGUGGGAAGGGAGUUUUUCACGAAACAUUGGCCAAUGUCGUCUGUUCCACAUCGUGGUGGCUAUCAUGGCCGAAGAGGUGGUCGAGGUGCAUUCAACGCUCCUCGUGGCCGCGGUCAAUCGUACGGAAAUCAACCGUAUGCCAAUCAGUCGUAUGGCAGGCAGCCGUAUAACAAUCAGUCAUAUGGCAAUCAGCCGCGAGGCAGUCAGCCGUAUAACAACCAGUCGCAUGGUGGUCAACCAUAUGCUACUCGUGGUCGAGGCUUCUCCGAGCGAAGAAGAAGUCCUGACUACGGACGUGGUGGAUCUCGGCAUUAG